AUGCGCUUCCCAGAAUGCUUCAAUAAAACUAUUGAUAUUCCAAGUAAUACUGAACGAGUUCCAUUAAAUGAAGAAAAUCCUGUCUCAACAUCAUGCUUUCUUUUCAAGAAAUCGUCAAGUCGUGGUCACAGUUAGUCAUUUGGCGCAGUUUUUUCUGGACC
Messenger RNA from Rotaria sordida, 161 nucleotides. The record is from the annotation of a GenBank genome assembly. NCBI's taxonomy places the organism in Eukaryota, Metazoa, Rotifera, Eurotatoria, Philodinida, Philodinidae.